Molecule: messenger RNA, 1953 nt
Organism: Cucurbitaria berberidis CBS 394.84
Lineage: Eukaryota; Fungi; Ascomycota; Dothideomycetes; Pleosporales; Cucurbitariaceae
Product: polysaccharide lyase family 4 protein
Exons: 2
Coding region: 1-1953 (650 amino acids)
Biological process (GO): carbohydrate metabolic process
Molecular function (GO): carbohydrate binding; catalytic activity
Source: RefSeq, a predicted model, not a curated record
AUGUUUCGCGGCCUUUUUUCCCUCUCCUUUUGGGCCUCGGUAACUUUCGCAGCAAUCAAAUCCUCCGAGGACAACAGCGCGAUCAACAUCUCCAAUGACCGACUGUCUUUCUCCGUAGCCAAAAGCUCGGGAUCUGUGUCAAAGCUCUCCCUCGACGGACAGAAUCUUCUCGGAACCGGACGUGGCCCCUAUCUCGAUUGUCAUUGCGUUGACGACGGCUUCUGGACGCCAGGCAAUGGCGCGACAUACAAGUUGUUCAAAGGCACCGAUGGCGCUGGCAAAGCAUAUGCUGGAGCUCUGAUGAGCCAGGACUACAAAAGCACGGGAAAGGUGCUUGAGCAAUACUGGUUUCUUCGCGAUGGGGAGACAGGACUGCAUGUGUUCGCGCGGGCGAAGUACAGCAACUCGAAAACACCAAGCGGCGGGGAUCUGGGAGAGUUCCGUCAAUUGUUUCGUCCUGCUAACUCGGUAUGGACGCACUUAUCUUCAAAUGACGAGCUGCAUGCACCGCUACCUGAUACAAGUGGUUCACCGACUGUGCAGGACGCAUCAUGGUACGUGGGUGAUAAGAAAGAUCACCCGUACGUUAAGCAGUUUUCAGACUACUUUACCAAGUACAUGUUUUCUGAGGAGUGGAGGGACCAAAUUGUGCAUGGAAUGUUUGGUGAUGGGAGCAAGAGCAGUGACGGAUCGACUUUUGGUGCCUGGCUAAUAAUGAAUUACAAGGACACGUAUUAUAACGGUCCGACGCACUCUGAUCUUACGGUCGAUGGGAUCGUGUACAACUAUCUUGUGUCGAACCAUCAUGGAAACGGUGUGCCGGAGAUGGUGAAUGGAUUUGACAGGACCUUUGGACCCCAAGUCUACUAUUUCAACAAAGGCGCGAAGGGUAAUUCUCUUCAACAGCUGCGCAGCGAUGCCACAAAAACUGCAGGCAGUGACUGGACCCCCUUCUACGACUCUAUUGCACAGCACGUCCCCAACCUUGUCCCGUCUACUGGCCGUGGUACGUUCAAAGCCACUAUUGCCCUUCCUAAGGGUGCGGCUCGUGCUCUGGCCGUCCUCUCUUUAAGCGGUAGCGACUUUCAGGACAACAAUAAAGAUUACAAGGCCUACCAAUACUGGGGGAAUGUUGACGCCUCUGGUAGCGUUACAAUUGCCUCUGUCAAGGCCGGUACAUAUCGCCUGACCGUGUACGCCGACGGCAUUUUUGGACAAUAUGAGCAAGACAACGUCGUUGUCAAAGCCGGAGCUACCGAAAAUUUGGCUGUGACAUGGACCGCCGAGUCCGCCGGCACAGAGCUCUGGCGCAUCGGUACGCCCGACAAGAGCAGCGGCGAGUUUCGACAUGGCAACGAAAAAGAUACUUCCAAGCCACUGCAACCGUCCCAAUAUCGUCUCUAUUGGGCUGUCCACGACUUUCCCAAAGACUUCCCUAACGGCGUUAACUACAAAGUCGGCACAUCUAGCCUGCGUGACUUGAAUUAUGUCCACUGGAGCGUUUUCGGUGGUAAAGCGAACUACAUCCGCAAAGACCCAUACUAUACCAAUGUAAACAACUGGACGAUAACGUUCGACCUCACACAAAACCAGAUUGCCAACAAGAGCUCUGCAACAUUCACCGUGCAGCUUGCAGGCGUCAAAACUUCAGCGGGGAACAACGACGCCGCUGAUGGCAAGGCGUGGGAAAACCUCCCAUACAACGUCGUUGUGAAUGGAAAGCAGUUGCAGACGUGGACUAUUCCGAGUCAGCACUCAAGUAGCUGUGCGGUUAGGAGUGCAGCUACGUGCUACACCACGGGGCAUAAGUUUGUGUUUGAUGCGAAGACAUUAAAGACAGGGAGUAAUGAGUUUGUGCUAAGUCUGCCGGCACGCGCGACGGCACCGGAGACUGCAGUGUUGCCAGAGAGUGUGUAUUUGCAGUACGAUGCUCUGAGGUUAGAGGUUUCUUGA